This is a messenger RNA of Magallana angulata, 636 nucleotides long. RefSeq lists its product as uncharacterized. The coding region runs from base 1 to 636 and encodes 211 amino acids. The transcript has 2 exons. Lineage: Eukaryota; Metazoa; Mollusca; Bivalvia; Ostreida; Ostreidae. The record is from RefSeq and is a predicted model, not a curated record.
AUGGGUAUUGCUUGUCUCAAGCGAGUUUGCCGCAGGUUUAGAGCUUGUCAUGACCAGAAACCUAUGCAACUUACCCGUUAUGAUGAAAUUCGUGAAGCAGAGACUUUUGUCCUAAAACAGAUUCAACAAGAAUUCUUCUCUAAAGAGAUAAACAGUUUAAAGUCUGGAAAACUUUUGAACAAAGACACAAGUAUAUCCACACUUGCACCAUUUUUAGAUGAAAAUGGACUAAUGUGUGUUGGUGGAAGAUUGAACAAAGCUGCUGGAAUUUUACCAUCAAAGGAAAUCAAUCCAAUUAUUCUUCCCAAGAACAGUCAUAUCUCUGUUCUUUUGAUUCGUCAUUUUCACGAGCAAGUCAAACAUCAGGGGAGAUUAUUCACUGAAGGUACACUUCGUACCGCAGGUUAUUGGAUUCUGGGAGGCAAGCGCAUGAUUUUAUCUUUCAUUCCCACUUGCGUGACUUGUCGAAAACUUCGCCGUGGCCUUGAAACACAGAUGAUGGCAGACUUACCAGAGGACAGGAUCACACCACAUUUUCUAUACCAACAUAUUCCAUGUUUCAUCCUUGUCCCCUCAAAUUCAAUUUACCACAUCAGAUCUACAUCAGAUCUACAUUCAAUAAAGUUUACCAGUUGA